Molecule: messenger RNA, 872 nt
Organism: Diospyros lotus (date-plum)
Lineage: Eukaryota; Viridiplantae; Streptophyta; Magnoliopsida; Ericales; Ebenaceae
Product: protein CutA, chloroplastic
Exons: 6
Coding region: 110-667 (185 amino acids)
Biological process (GO): response to metal ion
Molecular function (GO): copper ion binding
Source: RefSeq, a predicted model, not a curated record
GAAUAACAUUCCUUCCUUCGACAUCUAACGAGAGCGAAGGAAUCAAGCAACCCUAACCAGCACCGCUCUUAAUAAUACUAUAAAAACCCGGCCCAGUCCAACGCGUCAAAUGGCAGCCCUAGCCACGACCCUCUCCUCCGCCGUCAAGUCUCCCAGAUUCCGUCGCCGGCUGCCGUUAGUGGGCGCAUUUUGCGUGCUGACUUUGGGGAUCUCCAACCUCUGCCCUUUACUGCCUCUAUCCCUCAGAACGGGGUCCUCUCUGUCCCUCCCUCCCUUCCGAUCGAAGCUGAGCCGCGAAACGCCGGAGAAGAGAAGUUACAGCGUCAGGAUGGAAGCCAGCAGCCAGACUGUGCCGAGCAUUGUCGUCUACGUUACGGUCCCCAACAAGGAUUCUGGUAAGAAACUUGCAGAAAGCUUAGUCAAAGAGAAACUUGCAGCAUGUGUAAACCGAGUACCAGGCAUUGAAUCAGUGUAUCAAUGGCAAGGAGAGGUUCAGACAGAUUCUGAGGAACUGCUUAUAAUAAAGACAAGGGAAUCACUUUUGGAUGCGCUAAAAGAGCAUGUCAAGGCAAAUCAUGAAUAUGAAGUACCUGAAGUAAUUGCAAUGCCAAUAAUUGGAGGCAGCAUCCCAUACCUUGAAUGGAUCAAGAACAGUACAAGGGACUGAAUUUCUCUACCACAACCACCAAGUAAAGCUAUAAGAAUCUUCGAAUCGGGUGUGAAUAUGUCACUAUCUUUCUUUGUUUGAAGUCAUUCGGUUGUACAUUCUGAUUGGGCGAUCUUUCUCUUCUGAAACUUAAUAUGGCACCAGUUGUGUGUAUUCUACUCUGACCUGGAGGAGUUUAUGCUAAAUAAAGGUUUUUAUAAUAAAA